Molecule: messenger RNA, 3135 nt
Organism: Corylus avellana
Lineage: Eukaryota; Viridiplantae; Streptophyta; Magnoliopsida; Fagales; Betulaceae
Product: BRCT domain-containing DNA repair protein
Source: RefSeq, a predicted model, not a curated record
AUGGCUGAUCAUAUCGACACUCAGAUUCUCGGCUCUCCGUCUGAUCCUCCAUCAUCACCAUCACCUGGAAAAGAAGCAGAUGGUGGGGAAUUAGAAAAUACCUUGGGUUAUUUUGAAGACACUGUUGCAGUAGAUAGUCCCCUGGCGGAAACCGAGUUGGAGAAUCUUGGUUUUGACAGUGAGCUAGUAGAUGAUGAGUAUGGGGAAGAAGUGGUGCCUGACAGUGAGGAUGAAGGAGUGCGUGGAAGUGUUGUUAAUGGCGUUUUGGGUGGAAGAUUCAAAGGGAAUGUGCUGGAGAUGCAGAGGGGGCAGCUGAGUUCUCCUCGUAAGCGAGCCGAGGAUGUGGUGGCAGAUUCUGAUGACUCUAACCAUGAAAAAAGCAAUGCAGGGAAUGAAGCGUCUUCUAUCAAUUUAAAUCAAUCUCAUCCACCCGAACGUGGUUACAACUUUCCAAGGUCUCAGGAACCUAGGGAGUCGUCUCAAGACAAUGCACUCAACUUUGUGGACAGAUUCUUGUCAUUUAACAAUGUGGACUUGUCUCCGGGAGUCGACAACCGAAAAACUGUGAGGGAGAAAUCGCCUCUUGUCCCAAGUGCAAAGGGAGCUCAAACUUUGGUAAAGAGAAUUACACGUGGAACCCCAAUUGGAAAAACAGGAACCUUUGAAUGGACUGGCAGUGAUCAGCAUGGAGAAGGAGAGAGUGAUUUUUUUUGCAAAAGGGUGGAGGCAUCUGUUGAUUUUGGAGGCUGCAGACAGAGAUCAGUGAAUGGAUAUCAGGAGGCUAGGAAUGUACAAGCAAGUGAAAAUAACAGUGUUAAGGAAUUGGAUAAUCAGUUGGAUGCAAGGUUAACAGGACAGCAGUUGGAAGAUAGUGAUAUAGGAAGGGAUGCAUCCAACAUGUUCGAUAUUGGUUUUGGCACUCAAGUGGCUGCUGAAGCAAUGGAAGCUCUAGCAUGUGGACCUCCAGCUGGCUGCAGUUACAGUGAUGCUUAUGGAGGUCUAGAAAGUACCCUUGAUCAAUCUCUAAGGGGUGUAACUGAGAAAAAAGCUCGUUUAGGACAUUCUUCCUUUCAAAAGAGUGCUUGUUCUGAUGUAGGAGACAUACCAACAAAGUCGACACGAAGAAAGCGUUCUGCUAGAAGAUUUAAUAGAGGAGGUUCUGGUUUAUUUCAGAAGCAGUCAGAAACUAAGGAGCUCGGUCUUGAGUUGGCAGCAACAACAAAAGUGAAAAAAGGGAAGUCCUCUACUGAGAAACAGCUGCAUUGUGGAAAUUAUUCUGAUGCAAAUGGAAGUUCAGGCAGAAAAUCUGAUAAGCCUACCAUGCAAAGAAAUGCAGAGGAAUCUUCAGGAAGGGCCAAACUUAGAGAGUUUGAGAUUGAUAUGUGUUCAUUCAUAUCAGUUGAACAUACCUCACUUGGCAAAGGACAUUCCCAAGGGAAGUGUAUUAAUUUAUCUCCUGUUUCCCAAAGAACCAAGCCAUUAAUGUCAGAGGUUAAGUUGAUAAGUAGUAAGGAUCAAUUCGAUAAUCCAGGAGAAAGGAUAAAUGAUGGUGGUAUAAUUCAGUACAGAAGAAAGAGGAGCCGUAUAGUUGCUGAUACAGUUGAAGUUUUGAGUGAUAGAGAAAAAUGUUCCACUCAAGAGGUUGCUGCCAUUGCCAGUUCUUUAAGAUCAAAUCCAUGGAGAUAUCCUAGACGGAAAAGAACACGUCAUAAUGUACAAAGCCAUUCUAAUGGAUCUAGAAACCUCUAUGCCCCAUUCACUACUGUAUAUGCAAAAGGAAGCAAUGUUCAUUCGACUAAAAGUCAUAAAAUCUCAGAAGACAAUGGCAAAGUGAAGGGGAAAGCAGGGUCAUCAGUAUACAUUACCCCACAUUGGCCUUCUUCAGAAAAUGAUUUUGACAGAAGCUUGUUAGUGAAAAACUUUGAUGAACCAGACUCAGCAGGUGCCAUUCGUAACUGUGAAUCAGCUGUCAUCAAUACAAGAUUGUUUCCUACAGGUUUGUGUAGUGCCAGUGCCUUGAUGCAAUCUGGAAAUCUAGAAGGGAAAGAAUAUACAUCAUUUGCUGAUGGUACAGAAAAGAACCAUAAGAUGGAAGUUCCAUCAAAAAAGACUAUCGAGCCAUCUGGUUCAGAAAGUACUAUUACAUUUAGCUCCACGAAGGGCAGAAAUGCAGCAUCAUCCAAUUGUUUGUAUUAUGAUUAUCACAAAAAACCAUGCUACAAAAACCUACCAAAAUCAUUCCUUUUGAAAGAGCUUAUAAGACUAGGUGCCCCUGAGUCAAUACCUGAUAUUACAUGGAAAGACUUGAGAAGACGAAGAGAUAUGGCACAUGUCCGAGUCUUGUUUAGCCAGCAUUUGGAUGGCGAUAUCAUCAAGCAGCAGAAAAAGAUUCUGUCACGACUGGGCAUAUCCCUCGCUUCAUGUUGCAGGGAUGCCACACAUUUUAUAGCCGACAAAUUUGCACGUACAAGAAAUAUGUUGGAAGCCAUUGCUCUUGGUAAACCAGUGGUGACACAUUUAUGGCUAGAGAGCUGUGGACAAGCAAGCUGUCUUAUUGAUGAGAAGAAUUACUUUCUGAGAGAUACCAAAAAGGAAAAGGAAAUCGGCUUUAGCAUGCCUGUUUCAUUGGCUCGUGCAAGCCAACAUCCACUUCUAAAGGGCCAAAGAGUCUUCAUUACCGCUAGUAUUAAACCUGCUAAAGAAAUUAUUACUAGCUUGGUCAAGGCAGUUCAUGGCCAGCCGGUGGAGAGAAGUCAGAUAUCUGCAGCAAAGGAUGAAAAGGUCCUAGAUGAUCUUUUGAUUCUUUCUUGUGACGAAGAUCAUGCAAUAUGUUGGCCUUUCCUUGAACGAGGACUAGCAGUUUACAGUUCAGAGCUUCUACUGAACGGGAUAGUUAUCCAGAAACUGGAAUACAAAAGACAUAAGCUCUUCAUAGAUCAAGUCCAAAGAAAUCGCUUAGCACAUGACUAGAAGCCACGUGCCUUUUCAUUUUUGCAAAUCACCUUGGUAAGCUCUCCAUGCAUAGUGAAGAGGAAUACUUCAGCACAUGAUCGAUCAAACUUUUCUGUUUAUGUAAACAUAUGUAACUAUUUUUUAUGUACUUGUCUUCAUCAUCAUAGAAUUCCUUGCAGCGAA